AAAGCAUGAUGGAUCCCAAGAAGAUAGAUGUGCCGGCGAUAGACCGCUUGCUUCAACUAGAUCCUUAUCUUAAACUUCACGAAAAUGAAAUAAGACGAAGAUAUGGAGAGUUUUUACGACUUUUGAAUGCUAUCAAUGACGCGGAGGGAGGCUAUCAAAACUUUUGCAAGGGUUUUCGAGAGUUUGGGAUCCAUAGGUCUGAGGAUAAUGGUGUUGUGUGUAAAGAGUGGGCUCCAGGUGCUGAGGCGCUUUUCCUCUGGGGAGACUUCAAUGGUUGGAACAAGACACAGUACAAAUUCACAAAGCUGGACUUCGGAAAAUGGGAACUCAAGUUGCCCCCAAAUUCUGAUGGAUCCUGUCCCGUCAAACAUCUGUCCAGGUUAAAGCUAGCUGUCCAGACAAAGAGUGGAGAGAUCGUGGACAGGCUGUGCCCAUGGGCCAAGUAUGUGUGUAGUCAAGACAAGGCACCAGUCUAUGAUCAGGUCUUCUGGGACCCUCCUGCCUCUCAGGUAUAUCAGUUCAAACAUCCCAGACCCAAGAGACCAGAGGGCUUGACUGUGUAUGAGUGUCAUGUGGGCAUCUCUUCCUGGGAGGGCAAGGUGGCUUCCUACAAACAUUUUACCCAUGAUGUCAUACCCAGGAUAGCAAAGUUAGGUUACAACAGCAUCCAGUUAAUGGCUAUCAUGGAACAUGCCUACUAUGCCAGUUUUGGUUACCAGGUCACUAGUUUCUUUGCUGCUUCAAGUCGUUAUGGAUCCCCUGAGGACCUGAAGGAGCUGAUUGACGUGGCUCAUUCCUACGGAAUCUCUGUUCUGCUAGAUGUCGUCCAUAGCCAUGCCUGUAAGAACGUUGUGGAUGGCCUGAACCAGUUUGAUGGCACCACUUCGUGCUACUUCCACGAUGGCGGGAGAGGAACUCACGACUUGUGGGACUCCAGGCUGUUCAACUACACAGAGUGGGAGGUGCUGCGCUUCCUGCUAUCUAACCUGGCCUGGUGGACUGAGGAGUAUAAGUUUGAUGGCUACAGGUUUGAUGGGGUCACCUCCAUGCUGUACCAUACACACGGCAUGGGUCAUGGGUUUAGUGGAGAUUACAAUGAGUAUUUCGGUCUGAACACGGACACAGAGUCUCUGGUCUACCUUAUGCUGGCUAACCACAUGUUACAUACACAGUACCCCUUCAUCAUCACAGUGGCAGAGGAGGUGUCUGGCAUGCCAGCACUGUGCCGACCGGUGGAGGAGGGGGGUGGGGGAUUUGACUACAGGCUAGCCAUGGCCAUACCAGACAUGUGGAUUAAGAUUCUGAAGCACAAGUCUGACGAGGACUGGAACAUGGGUGACAUUGUCCAUACUCUGACCAAUAGGCGGUACGGAGAGAAGGCUAUAGCAUACACAGAAAGUCAUGACCAAGCCCUGGUAGGGGACAAGUCCAUUGCCUUCUGGUUAAUGGAUAAGGACAUGUACACCCACAUGUCCACACUUUCUGAGCCUAACCUGGUUAUAGAUCGUGGCAUCGCUCUACACAAGAUGAUCCGGCUUCUGACCAUCGGACUAGGAGGGGAGGGCUACCUUAACUUUAUGGGUAAUGAGUUUGGUCACCCAGAGUGGUUAGACUUCCCACGAGCGGGAAACAACUCUAGUUAUCACUAUGCGCGACGCCAGUGGAAUCUGCUUGAUGACAAGAGCCUCAAAUACAGAUUCCUCAAUGACUUUGACCGCGAUAUGAUUCAUUUGGAGAAGAAAUAUGGUUGGCUGAAUCGUAAUGAGAACUAUGUUUCUCUCAAACACGAAGGCGACAAAGUGAUUGUGUUUGAACAAGUGGGGAAGUUGCUGUUUGUGUUCAACUUCCACUGCUCUAACAGUUACACCGAGUACAAGAUAGGAGUGGACACGCCUGGGAAAUAUAAGAUUGUCUUGGACACAGAUUCAGACAAGUAUGGUGGUCACAGACGUUUAGACCACAACACAGAGUUCAUGACAUUUAAUGAACCAUGGAAUGGUCGCAAACACCAUAUGUAUGUGUAUAGUCCCAAUAGGUGUGCUUUUGUCCUGGGUUUGGUGGAAUAACUGCCACUGUUGGGUAGAUGCCAAUGUUAUCCAGGGAGUGGAACUUUCCAGCCAGCCUAUCAAAUGCAAUGCUCUGGUCACUUAAGUUGUGCUGAGAGAAGGGCACGUGCACAGCCACAGUUGUGAGAUCACCACCUACCUGUACAUCUGCUGGAUAUGCUUGGCAAUGCAGAACAUAUAAGCUCUUGAUGUUUUUUUUUUUUAUUUAGGGUAAUUAUGUAUGUUAAUGAAAAUACUAGUUUGACAAGAUAUUUAUGCAAAUGGAUGCCUGUAUCCAUUUAUCUUGCAGUUUACAAACAAAAAUGUAAGAAUAAAAUGUGCCAUCUCUAAGAAAUAUGCCCAACAACUACUGUAAUUCUUCAACCUUUUUAACCAUUGAAGUACUUUUUUCAGCAGAAUUUAUGCAUAUAUUAUGAUGAAAAUGAACCCAAACUGAUUUGUUUGUAUCAGUAAAGAUGCAAGCUUCUUAAAACUGAGCCAAUUAUUUCUCUACACCCAAUAGUUAUCUCAAAAUAUGUUUCAAAAUAUUGUUUGCAGAGGCGAGUGAAAAGGUUGAAGAAUUAAUAGGGUAUUUGACAUUCUAGUCCCAUUAUAAAAACGGGCUAUCCUUUACCAAUAAACCCAACCACCAUCAUAUAAGUGAAAUGUUUUUGUAUUCAGCAUUAAAAGUAUCUCCCAAUAUUAUGGUUCGUCAAAAUUGCCAAUCUGUUAGUGUCAUUGUUUAUCAAUGUCAUGAAUCACCAUAAAACGGAUUGUAAGAUGUAAAUAUGGUGACAGUCAGCAAACAUGUGAGACUCUGGAUGUAUCUCACUCAUUCUACUAUUGAAGGGAGUCGUAAGUAACAAAUCUGACACGCAUCCACAAGUUUGAAAGGUGGGUGGACUAAGGUUACAACAUGGUGGGAGAAAUUGGGUCGACUAGAGCACAUUCAUGAGUCGAGGUUUCGAAUAACUGUGUUUUUUGUUUUCCAGCAUAAAUUACCAAUUAACUGAUACUUUGUGUGUGAGUUUGUGGUGGUGAUUUAGGCAUAAAUAUGCACAAAAUGGUUUAUUUUUUGAAUACAAACUUGUGGCGUUAGCUCUGUGAAAAUCGUUGAGGGAAACCAUUUAGACACCAAUCAUAAAUGACUAAAUGAUUUCAAACCAACUGCUGUAUGGUGCUAUCAGAUGUUUUGUUCAAUACGUGAUGUGGGAUCUCUUUCCACAUGUGAUGAUGCCUGAUGAAAUUAUUCAGGUACUCAUCACAACAUUUUUUGUGACUUAUGUGAGUGACUAUAAACAGUCUUGCUAUCGUGUCAUUGUCUGGUGUAGUUAGGAUCUUUGUGAAAUACUUGUCAGGUGUGACUAUUGGAAGGAAGAUGGUGAAUAUUUUGAAUUUGUGCAUAUUACACUUUUCCAUAACUGUGAAGCUUAAAAAUUCAGCUAAAAAAUUCAGCUAAUGUUAAUAUUUGCUCAGUAUUCUUUGAAGUUGAUAUUUGUUCAGGAAUAGUUUCAUUGUUUAGUAUUUAAGGUUUAUACCUCAGUAUUAAAGUAUAAGGAAAAGGGGGAUUGUUGGUGAACAAAUUAAAUAUGAGCGCUUUAAUUUUUGUUGUUUGCCAUCCAUUCUCUUUAUUCUCCCUGCUCAUUGUUAAUGUUUGUCUCACUCUGUGGUUCACAGGGGAUGGUGAUUGUUCUGGAUUAAUUACUUUGUUGCCAAAAGCGUACACCAGUAACUGACAAAUUUUACUGCUUGAGAUGGUAAAAUUGUGUGCAUUAAGCAAGGUUUUUGUUGCACCAUUGUUGGAAAUGUAAGAAUGUUUUAUUUGUCCUGUUAAUCAAGUCAUUUUAAUACUAUUGUAUUUGGUUUUAAGCUACUAUAAGGGAUCAUUUUUACUUCUUUACUGAAAUAUCUCUUGUGUGAAAAAAAAAAUUGUUGUCUAGGCAAAGGAAUCCGUAUUAUAACAAUAUUAGCUGUAUAAUGUUCAAAGCUUACCCACAAAUGUGUAUCAUAUGUCAUUGUAGAAAGGGUAUGUGUAAUUUUCAGGAUGACUUGAUGCUUUAUAUAACCAUGUGCUACAUGAGAUUGUAAACAAAUGAAGGAUUGUGUAUGCAUUAGUGCUAACUAUUAUGUAUAUUGGUUUUAUUUAAUUAAAGAAAAAAUAAAGAUGAAAAUUGCUUUUCAUUUA
This is a messenger RNA of Liolophura sinensis, 4230 nucleotides long. RefSeq names its product 1,4-alpha-glucan-branching enzyme-like. Gene Ontology annotation, biological process: glycogen biosynthetic process. Gene Ontology annotation, cellular component: cytoplasm. NCBI's taxonomy places the organism in Eukaryota, Metazoa, Mollusca, Polyplacophora, Chitonida, Chitonidae. The record is from RefSeq and is a predicted model, not a curated record. Gene Ontology annotation, molecular function: 1,4-alpha-glucan branching enzyme activity; hydrolase activity, hydrolyzing O-glycosyl compounds; cation binding.